Molecule: messenger RNA, 3356 nt
Organism: Nycticebus coucang (slow loris)
Lineage: Eukaryota; Metazoa; Chordata; Mammalia; Primates; Lorisidae
Gene: TYSND1
Product: trypsin like peroxisomal matrix peptidase 1
Exons: 4
Coding region: 350-2050 (566 amino acids)
Biological process (GO): protein processing; regulation of fatty acid beta-oxidation
Cellular component (GO): peroxisome
Molecular function (GO): serine-type endopeptidase activity
Source: RefSeq, a predicted model, not a curated record
CUCCUUUCCCACGAUUACCAGUAACCCCUCAUUCCAGUCGCAUUCUCAGGACUCAUCCUAGGGCAUAACUGCUUAAUCUAGGUCACACAGGUUGGAUUAAUCAGAGGGCGGGGAAGGGGGGGGGUCAGCGUCGGUAGCCAAUCAGGGCUCGGCACAAGCCCAGCCAAUCAGCUCGGGUCAAUGGAGUUUAGCCAAUCAGGCUCCUCGAGGAAGGCCUGUGUCAGUACCUGCGCCUCUCGCUUACAGCUGUGGGAGGCGCUGCACCGGUUCAGGUGGGCCGGUCCGGACCAGGUCUGGGUCCUCGCUCGCUUCCUCUCGGCCAAUCUUCGGGUGUCCGGUCUCGGAGCUCAUGGGGAGGGAGUGGGGGUCCUCCAUGAGGACGGCCGAGCAGGUGGGCUGCGUGGUGAGCGCCUCCCGAGCCAACCAGCCUGAGGCGGGCUCAUGGAGCUGCAGCGGGGUGAUCCUCAGCCGCAGCCCGGGACUGGUACUGUGCCACGGAGGUAUCGUCGCCCCUUUCCUACGGGCCGGCAGCGGGGCCCUGACCGCGGCUGGCGCUGCAUUCCUGCCCGGCGACAGCUGCAGCGACGACUUACGCCUGCACGUGCAGUGGGCCCCAACGGCCGCUAGUCCCGCGGGCCGUUCGGAGCGGGCCCUCUCGGGGCUGUGCACGCCCCAUUGCGCUGGCCUCGAUCCGGGUCCGCUUGCCCGGUCGCGCGGGCGGCCCCUACAGCCUCCGCGCCCCGCCGAGCUGCUGCUGCUGCUGAGCUGCCCGGCUUUCCGGGCCCACUUCGCGAUCCUCUUCGGGGGCGAGACGGCCGAGCAGUGGCACUUCGCGAACGCAGCGCGUGACGACGAGGUGUCGGAGGACGAGGAGGAGGAUCAGCUGAGAGCCCUGGGCUGGUUCGCGCUGUUGCGCGUGCGGCCUGGCCAGGAAGCGGCGGGGGAGGAGCGCGGGCCGGCUGUGACCGUGGCGCCUCUCGGGGCUGUGCCCAAGGGCGCGCCGCUGCUGGCCUGCGGCUCCCCGUUCGGGGCCUUCUGCCCGGACAUCUUUCUCAACACGCUCAGCCGCGGCGUCCUCAGCAACUCGGCCGGCCCGCUGCUGCUCACUGACGCGCGCUGCCUGCCGGGCACCGAGGGCGGCGGCGUGUUCACUGCGCGGCCCGCGGGGGCACUGGUGGCGCUGGUGGCGGCUCCACUCUGCUGGAAGGCCCGCGAGUGGGUGGGUCUCACGCUGCUGUGCGCCGCCGCCCCGCUACUCCGCGCCGCCCGCGCGGCGCUCGGCAGUCUGUGCCCCAGCACCGCUUCUCUGGCCGCCCUUCUGCCACCCGAGGUGGGCACACCAUGGGGCCUGCCCCUCCUAGACCUCUGCCCCCCGUGGACAGCCGCGUCUGUGCUGGUGGAGUGUGGCACCGUAUGGGGCUCCGGAGUGGCCGUGGCUCCCCGCCUCGUGGUGACCUGCCGGCAUGUGGCUCCUCGAGAGGCAGCCAGGGUCCUUGUGCGCGUCGUCACCCCCAAGAGUGUAGCGAUCUGGGGACAGGUGGUAUUUGCCACCCAAGAGACUUCUCCUUAUGACAUAGCAGUAGUGAGUCUGGAGGAGGACCUGGAUGAUGUCCCCAUGCCUGUGCCUGCUGAGCACUUUCAUGAAGGCGAGGCUGUCAGCGUGGUGGGCUUCGGUGUCUUCGGUCAGGCUUGUGGGCCCUCAGUGACCUCGGGCAUCCUGUCUGCUGUGGUGCAGGUGGAUGACACACCAGUAAUGCUGCAGACCACAUGUGCUGUGCAUGGCGGCUCCAGCGGGGGACCUCUCUUCUCCACCUAUUCGGGAGUCCUUCUAGGCAUUGUCGCCAGCAACACCCGGGACAAUAAUACAGGGGCCACCUACCCCCACCUGAACUUCAGCAUUCCCAUCACAGUGCUCCAGCCAGCCCUACAGCAGUACAGUGAGACUGGUGACCUGGGUGGCUUCCGACAGUUGGAUCACACCGCUGAGCCGGUCAGGGUGGUGUGGCGGCUGCAGCGACCCCUGGCAGAGGCCCCACGGAGCAAGCUCUGAGGGUGUGGCACCCCUCUGGAAAGAAGAGUGACCUUAAUGCUGGAGGAAGUGAUACCAAGGUGAUGGUAACCUGAGGCUCCAAGACCCAGCUCCUGACGGGGCACGCCCCAGCUAGGCUGCCUCCCCAUCUCCACCUACUGGCUGUAUUCUGGGUUCUGCGCCCUGCAACAACUUCUUUAAAGCCCCACAGAUCCUUAACCUUGUAGCUGCUUUGGGGGAUUUUCUUGAGCCCCCACCUGUCUUUGUCCCUGCCACUAGACUCAGCUGUGUUGUUUUCCCUUUUGGGGAGUCCAGGCCAACUGCACAAAGGCUCUGAGCCUGUCAGGUAGAUGAUGGGCAGAAGGCUGGCCUGGGCCUGGGUUUUCACCUGUUUUCCUCCAGUAGCCACUGGCCCCCUGGAGCAGCUGCUGCACUGGGGCCUUGGCUCCUAUCUGCCUCUCAGGGCUGACAGAAGACUCAGAGUGUGUCAGCAGAGAGGCCCUGCCCUGAAGGCCAGAGAUGACAGGGCAGAAACAGGAGUGUCCCCGUGCUGUGCCAGGCCUACUGACGGCCAGGUCCCUGAAAGUCCAUGCUCCUGGGUCUCUGUAACCAGCAGGUGUGCUCUGACACAGUGCCUUCAUCUUUCAGUCCACAGUCUGGUCCUCAGGGAUCUUCGGUGGGGGGAUGGGAGCGGUAGAACAUAUCUGGUUGGGGCUUGGGAAUAAAUAUAAUCUACUGGAGAGCCUCUGUACUUGUCUAUUGAUUAGAUUCUUUUUUCCCCCCUUUUUUCAAGAGUUGAAUCUGGAAUAGACAAGCACCAGGCAAAGAAAUAUACCUUUCUGUGCUGCUUUCUUUGAGCUAAUGGGAUUGCCAGACUGGUCCUUAUAGCUAGUCAUGGUGCUAGUCAGUGCUGGCUGGAGCUUGCAGGUCUCAGAUGGUGGUCAUUGUGGCCUAGUGGUAGGUGUUUACAGAAUGCCAGGGGGUAAAGUUGGGGAGUUUAAAGGUGAAUGAAGCAAGGGCAACCUUCAGGAACUGAGACCAGCUCUUUAGAUCAGGAACAUGCAGUGUGCCCAGGGCCCUGUUUAUGUCAAGAAAUGAUUUUCAUCGGCAGGCUGGAAGCCAUUUGAGGAAUAGCUGGGGAUUGAUUCUAAGUGGUACUUUCUUUUCAUGUAUCUUCUAUUUGUUGGUUGCCAACUGGGCAUCCACAGAAUGCUUCUGUGAUGGUGGUUCUUCCCUUUAGAGAUUAGGAAUUGGUUUAGAAGACAAAGUUAGCUUGAAAGAAGUCCUACAGUAAAUUAAUGGUAGCAGGGAGCUGAUGUGAGGCUGA